UUAUUGUUAAGGUUGCGAUUGACUUCACCGCCUCAAAUGGCCAUCCAUCUCAGAAUACGUCACUACAUUAUAUCAAUCCUUAUCAGCCAAACGAAUACAUGAAAGCCUUGACGGCUGUGGGACAAAUUAUACAAGAUUAUGACAGGUACACAGCGGUGGAUAGUGUAUGGUUCUUUCACCUUUGUGACCGUAGUUUGAUUCCUUCAAUAUACAGUUGUCUGAUUAUAAUUCCACCUCAGUCGAUCUGCGAACAGUGCUUCCAAUUUGAGUCUUCUAAAUACUGUCUGUACGGGGUUUUUCACCCAAAUAAACCUCCAGAAAGAACAGUUUGAAACUGAUAGAACUAAACAGUAUAAAUAAAGUUAGUUUAGUUUAUGUAUUUCCUCCGGGUUUUGUAGACGGAAAUUUCGAGUGUGAAUUUUGUUCAUUUAUUAGAUCUAACCAUAGAUAUCUUAUAUAGACUAGAUAGCGCAUCUCUUUUAGUAAAAUUGAAGCCAAGAAUAUUCCAGCGGUUACCCCCAUUUGAAUAGAUGGCGGCCAUGUUGGUGUUUCCCACUCGCUAAUAAACGCUUAAAAAACAACAAUAACUUUCAUCAUUUGAAUAGUUUAAAAAUGUAUUUGGAAUAGGUUUACCUUAAUAUUUAAGUUCCGCGUUUAAAAAAUAGAAAACAUACGAAUCUUCUCAUUUCAUGGGAAUAUCCCGAGUCUGCAAUCACGGCUUCAAUUUUUGAAUUGUAGAAUAAUUAGAUGCACUAUCUAGUGUAUAUAAGAUAUCUAUGGAUCUAACCAGGAGCACUUGUGAAAAAUGCAACUAUAAGCCUUAUGGUUGGAAUUGAACCUGCGGCCUCGAAAUCUCCAUCUACAAAACCCUUGUACAAUUCGUGUAGUUGUUGAAUGAAAACAGACGGUUCAGAUAAAAUAUAAAGUUAGUUUAGUACUAGUUAAGGUUUCCUCCUGUAGUGCACUGGACCAGUAUGGUCGGUAGAUCUCCAGAGACAACAGUGAUUUUUGUUUUCAGGGAUAAUCUUUAUCCGUGCUAUGGUUUUGGAGCCAAACUUCCACCAACCAAUGUGGUAAUGGAAUUACUGUAAUAUCUUUUAUAUGAUGUCAAUUAUGCUCAAUGUUUUCCUAUGGUUAUGCUAUGCUUCCGUUGAAAUGAAUUCUAAGAAUAAAAUUUAAGUUUAAUUCUUUAUUUAGGUUUCUCAUAUGUUUGCAUUGAAUUUCAAUCCGGAGAAUCCUUAUUGUGCUGGUGAGUUUACGCCCGGAUUUAGCUCUGGUUCACACAUAAUCUUUUUGCCCUCGUUGUAAGUUUGUUUCAUAACAAGGUUUUACAGAGUAGUACUUGAGUUAAUAUAGAGGUUCAGAUUUGACUUAAUCGGAUUUAUAAUAUAGCAUUUGUAAAUUCUGAACGCUGAUUGGCUAAGAGCCGUGUUGAUAUAACUCAAUGUCAACACACGGAAACGUCGGAAAAUUUCUUUCUUUAUAUUUCUUUGUGCUAUAUUAUAAAACAAAUAUAAAACAUUUUUUCCGUAUUGAUAUAUAGUUAUAUCAACACUCGUGGAAAUUGGGAAAACUCGAAAUUGUGUGAAACACUCCGCCCUUUGGGCGUCGUGUUUCCACACAAUUUCUCGUUUUCCCAAUUUCCACUCGUGUUGAUAUAACUGUAUAUCAACACGGAAAAUGUUUUAUAUUUGUUAAAUAUUAAACGCAUCUGAUUGGUUGACAGUUCCUUACUGGUAGUGGUAGUGGAAGUCGAACCUGAACCUCUCUAAUCGAUCAAGGAUAGCAGCGCAGCGGAAAGAGCCUGGGAACGACGAUCACGUUUGAGAUAUAUUUUUCAGGUAGUUCAGACUCGAACCACAGCAGCUUAUUGUAGAGUACUACCCACACACGGGACCUCCACGUUUAAGAUAUCUUUCUUUGGUAGUUCAGACACAAACUACGGCAGCUUCUUUACUAAAGUUUAACUGUGAUGCUAUUUUUACUAGGUAUCCAAGGCAUAGUCCAAGCCUAUCAAUCCUGUCUACCUAAUAUCACGCUGUAUGGUCCGACCAAUGUCUCGCCCGUAGUUAAUCAUGUGUCCUCGUUUGCUAGACAAGCUGUAUGUGCUGAAGUACGUCCUAUUUCUGAACAGGUCAUUCUGAGUUUGCGAUAUUUUCACAAUGUUUAGUAGCGUCAAUAUCACAUAGUGGGGCAGUGGUUGGUGCCUUUUGCCUCUAUGACUUAGGUUCGAUUAUUGCAGUAUGCAGUGGUUUGACUAUAAUCUGGUCUCAGUCGCAUGUGAGAUGAAUGCUCUCAGUUUGACAGCAUCAAACACCACAUGUUUUCUCCGUGUACUUCGGUAGCAACCCGUGAUCGAUAGAGAACAUCCUCGUACCGAGGGCACAGGGUACUUACAUACAGAGGUCUCACUUCAGGUUAAUUUAGCGUAAUGGAUUUUUUCAGUCCUCCAUGCGAUUCUUAGCAAGUGCCCUAAAGAAAGGCCGUCACCCCCCAUAUUGAAAUUUAAUGUUCCAGGAGGGUGAAUGCCUCCCUUUCGAGCACUUGCUAAGAACAUGGCCUACAGCUAUUUUGGUAAAAACUACCUUACGGUUUUCCCGCAGAAGUGAGACCUCUGUAUGUAAGUACUCUGUGCCCAGUGUCUUGGCACCAGAGUGUGAGAGAAAAUAGCCUGGGCUGGAUAAAGGAUAGCCCUGAGUGCAUGGUUUAGGAACUACUGUUUGGCAACACAGGACCAAGAACAACUGGACCUUUACGGUGAACAGUUCCGAACUGAUGAGGCUAUCCAGUACACCUAGACCAAUAGAGGAUGAGCCUUGUUGGACCAGCUAUCCAGUGUUACAGAAAUUGGAACUAAACAACAACAAUUGUGUUAUAGAGCUACCAUAUACUCCUCAUUCUAACUGAUGGUGUGAUAUCAGACAUGGACCAGACCAAAGCAGCCAUUGUUGAAGCAUCAGCACUACCAAUGUCAAUCAUUAUAGUGGGUGUUGGUGCUGCUGAUUUUGAUAUGAUGGAGGAACUCGACUCCGACGACAAACUGUAUGUAACUUAUUUACUCAACGCCUUAUAGACCUCGUCAGCUUCAUAAGAAAGUUUCAACCGUGGGAUUCAGCAUCGGCUGCGGUGUAUCCAAAUACUGUGGCUAUGAAGGUUUCCGGCAUACUUCAUAGCCACGGUUUUAUAGCAUUUGAUUAGUGAGACACGUUUGGGAGUAAGGCUGCUGUAGUUUCGUGAAUGAUACCUUGCAGUUGUGUAUAUAGUACACUGGUUUAUGGAAUACAUCCGUGAAUAUACAGUAUAGCAGUUUUCCAUACACUUUGUUACUGUGACUUUCAAAAACUCAAUAAUUCAGGAGGAAAACACAAAGAAAAAUCAUAAGCUUGUCGUGGUUUUAUAUGUGAUAAAAAAUCAUGUUAAUUUACAUAAACUUUAGCUUUGAUUUUUUCAGUUUAGACAAAGUUUAUUUUAAAAAUUACUUCGCCAAUGAACUCGUAUAAGAUGAGUCGUUUUUGAAGCCAUUUAAAGCACUUGUAGUCGUGUUUUAAAUAGUACAUAAAGUAUGGUUGAUAGGUUUUUUAUUAGAGAGGCAUAUUUGGGAUACUGCAGACGUGUCGGAGGGCACCUUAGAUUUCCUCCUUUCUUCGAUUAUUCUUAGAUUCGUGCAUUCUUUUAGAUUAACGUCGACAAGUGGCAAGACAGCUCAAAGAGAUAUUGUACAAUUUGUUCCAUUUAGAAAUUUUCAACACGUGAGUACGGGUCCAGUCCUCUGUGAGACGAACACUAAGCCUUACUAUAAUACUAUGUGUUGUGCAUGUAAUAAUGUAAUAUGUAUAUAGCUCAGUGGAG
Messenger RNA from Paramuricea clavata, 3849 nucleotides. Lineage: Eukaryota; Metazoa; Cnidaria; Anthozoa; Malacalcyonacea; Plexauridae. The record is from the annotation of a GenBank genome assembly.